Dracunculus medinensis (Guinea worm) is the source of this 1164-nucleotide messenger RNA. Lineage: Eukaryota; Metazoa; Nematoda; Chromadorea; Rhabditida; Dracunculidae. The record is from the annotation of a GenBank genome assembly.
UGGGCUAAAAAGAAUUUGGAUUCACCAACGGAGUUCGUCACAUCUGCUUUAAAGAAUAGCAUGAAUAAUCAGUGGGAUAAAAUUGCUGACGCCUGUGGUAAAACGAUCGAAAAUUCACUUUCUGAAGAUCCUUCUAAAGCACAUUUUUUGCAAAUGAUUACUUCAUUCAAAAAGAUGAUUUCUGAUAUAUUAUCUCAUACUGAUGAUAGUGCGAUAAAUGAAUGCAUUAGUCAUCUUGCAAAGAAUAUGCUUUUCACAGUAGCCUCUGAUUACAACAAAGUGGGUUCUGGUUCAUUUUCCUCUUCCAUUGAGCAUUUUUCAAAUGCUUUUUCCCACCUGAUUGAAAAGAGUCAUUAUAUAUUGAACAUAUCAAAAGAGAUUUUCGCUGGUUUUGCCAUCGUUUUUGUCAGCGCUGCAUUCAGGUGGUUUUUAUUCGACCUUAUGUUUCAGGCAAUGUACGAAAAUUUAAUUCCCUCAUUUUCAAAGAUUUAUAAGAUAUUUGAAGAGAAAAGCUCAAUCAGUAACAGCGAAAUUUUCGAUUUUAUAAGGCUGGCAGGACAGAUGGUAUUGUGGAUCGAAAAUGAUCGUUCAAUGUUGAAAAUGCUUCUUGAUGCUUAUUUAAAUGAAGAAAAACAGAUUCCAGCAAUACAGUUUUCCACAUUUUUGAAAAAUGAGAUCGCUAAUUUUGAUAAAAAAAUUUCGAAUAGAGCCGAAGGAGAUAUCACUAUUGCUAAAGCUCGUUCUGACUUACGCAGUAUAACGAGGCGCAUUGUUAAUCGUUCUGUAGACCUUCUUACGCGGCCUUUGGUUACCAAUAUAAUAAAUGGAUCAAAAAGUUUGAAAGCAAAAUUCCUAAAUAACAAAAUGGAAGCGAAUUUAUUCGAAGGUGAGCUACCGUCUUUUGGUACCACUCCAGAUGAAUUUGUCACAGCUGCCGGUGUUUCUCUUUUAUCAAUAGCGCAUCAGUUGUCCAUUUAUUCGCAAGAUGUCAAUAUGGCAACUGCUUUAGCUAUAGCAUCAAAAACAGAAACCAUUGAUGACAUUGGAGCUUGGUGGAUUGAGAGAUGUUCAAAUGUUAUUCAAGAAUGUUUUAUUGAUUCCGUUGGUCCUUUAGAAAAUCUUUCGACUUAUAUUGGUCGACAAUUUGGUAUCAAUUAUGGUUAG